CCGGCAGAAUGUGGCCCCAGAGCUCUUUUACAUUUUCAAAAAAAAAACAACAACAACAACAACAAAAACAGGCAUCCACCACCUUAUCGUCAUCAGUCUCCCUUUCUCUCCUCUGUGUGCCUGCGUCUCUCUCUCUCGCUCUCUCACUCUCUCUCUCUCUCCCUCUUUCUGCUCUUUUCCUGAGUGCCGAAGUGGAGAUUGCAAGUGCGCACCGCGGCACCCAGCGCUCCGCGUCUCACUUUACGGACUUUUGCCACACCGAGGGGCACCUGCCGGAACCCGGAUAUUUACAGGAUCGGGGGAGACGGGAGCGUCAGAGAAGUGGGCAGCGACUGGACGUCUGAGGGAGGACGGAGAAGCGGCCGGAAGGGCUGGACGGACCGCGGCGCGGCGCGGCGCACCAUGGCCUCAAAGGAGAACUCAGCGGCCGGCUUCGUCAGCGUGAGCAGGGAAAUCACAGAGAGCAUCAGGAAGGUUUUGGACAAACAGCCCGUUAAGUUUGUGCGAGCCAUCAAACAGGAGACGAGAGGCGGCAAGUCAGAGGACAGAAUCUUGGUCCUGGCAACAUGGAGGCUGUAUCUCUUCGCUGUCAAAGUGCCCACCAAGGUGGAAGUCACUUUCAACUUUUUGGAAAUCAGAGCAAUGAACACCUAUCCAGACUUCCAGGUGGUCAUCGAUACAGACAAGACCACCUUCUCGCUACGCCUUCAGACGCAGGAGCAGCUGGAUCAUGUGGUCAACCACAUCAACUACGCCCUCUCCCGCGUCUUUAACAACUCAAUUUAUGCUCCUCCGAUUUGCCGAGCGGAGGGAGACGUGCCUGAUGGCAGCCAUAAGUUUUCACCCAACUCUGAAUCGUCGUUGGAGCCUCCUAAGACCUGUGGCGGUUUUUCUGAGACGUACGCUGCCCUUUGCGACUACAAUGGGAUUGGCUGCAAAGAAGAAGUCCAGUGGGAUGUUGACACGAUCUAUCACUCUCAGGACAACCGGGAGUUCAACCUGCUGGACUUCAGCCAUCUCGACAGCAGGGACUUGGCAGUGAUUGUGGCAUCCAUUGCCUACAACACCUGGUUCACCAAGCUGUACUGCAAAGACAUGAGAAUAGGGUCAGAGGUGGUGGACCAGAUUCUGCACACGGUCAGCAAGUCCAACAGUCUGGAGGAGCUCACGCUGGAGAACGCCGGACUUAAAGCGGAUUUUCCACAGAAGAUGGCGUCGGCUUUAUCAGAGAACCCAGCCUCCGUGAUUCACUCCCUCAAUCUGGCUCAUAACACACUUGACAACCAAGGAGUCUCCAACCUAAUUCAACAAGUCUGCCGGCUCAACAAAGGUCUACGACUCCUGAAUCUCUCCAAGACGUCUCUCUCCUCCAAGGGUAGGCAGAGCAAGGCCUUGAGCCUAACCUUGUUCACUGGGACAUUGCUGAGCUUUCUUAAACGUAAUGAGACGUGGCACAAAGUCGAGGGUGGAAGAAAAGGCGUUCCGAAAAGGAAGACGCCGCUGGACACAGGCCUGGACUGUGCUGGGGGGUACAGACUGCAGUUCGCUGUGAGACCUCCGAGAUUCAAAGGAGUGCUCGUUUCAGUGGCCAACAGGGAUUCGGUGCACGUCCUGGAGGACGAGAUCGCAUCCCUGCUAGCCAAACGAUCAAUCAGAGUAGUGCCGGAAGAAGAGGUUCAUCAGGGCUUCUACUCACGCUAUUUUCUCAUUCCAAAGAAAGACGGCCUAUCAUUACGACCCAUACUGGACCUGC
This is a messenger RNA of Poecilia latipinna (sailfin molly), 1753 nucleotides long. RefSeq names its product leucine-rich repeat-containing protein 16B-like. The transcript is spliced from 14 exons. Gene Ontology annotation, cellular component: plasma membrane; lamellipodium. The record is from RefSeq and is a predicted model, not a curated record. Gene Ontology annotation, biological process: cell migration; regulation of Arp2/3 complex-mediated actin nucleation. The annotation marks the transcript as partial. NCBI's taxonomy places the organism in Eukaryota, Metazoa, Chordata, Actinopteri, Cyprinodontiformes, Poeciliidae.